Molecule: messenger RNA, 1597 nt
Organism: Nothobranchius furzeri (turquoise killifish)
Lineage: Eukaryota; Metazoa; Chordata; Actinopteri; Cyprinodontiformes; Nothobranchiidae
Gene: peli2
Product: pellino E3 ubiquitin protein ligase family member 2
Biological process (GO): protein polyubiquitination; regulation of Toll signaling pathway
Molecular function (GO): ubiquitin protein ligase activity; protein binding
Source: RefSeq, a predicted model, not a curated record
UCGUAUCUUCUUUAGAACAGAUCCAACUGCCAACUUAGUUACGUUGUGUUGUGUCACGAUGGGGAAGUUAUAUAGCUGUUAAUUUAUAAAUAACCGGAUUCUUCUAAGCGGAUUCGCUAGCUGUGGGAUACAAAAUGCCAGCUUUCCUAAUUUUUUAAAAGGAAUUUCCCCGAGUUGUGUGACUCGCUGUUAUUACGGAGUAGCUAACACAGAAAGCCUCAUGUUUUCGUCUAGUCAAGAGGAACACUGCGCCCCAUCCAAAGACCCGGUGAAAUACGGGGAGCUAGUAGUUCUGGGGUACAAUGGCUCCCUGCCCAAUGGAGAUCGGGGUAGACGGAAAAGCAGAUUUGCUCUCUACAAGAGGACCAAAGCCAACGGUGUUAAGCCGAGCUCUAUGCACAUCCACAACACACCCCAGGAAAGCAAGGCGGUGAGCAGUAAAGGCCUACACAGCAUCUCCUACACGCUGUCCAGGCACCAGACUGUGGUGGUGGAGUACAGCCAUGAUAAUGACACGGACAUGUUUCAGAUAGGGCGCUCCACAGAGAGUCCCAUAGACUUUGUGGUGACCGACACGAUCUCAGGAGGCCAGGAGGGUGAGGAGAACCCGAUCACACAGAGCACCAUCUCCCGCUUUGCCUGUCGAGUCGUCUGUGAGCGUAACCCGCCCUACACGGCGCGCAUCUUUGCAGCUGGAUUCGACUCCUCUAAGAACAUCUUCCUGGGGGAAAAAGCUGCAAAAUGGAAAAACCCAGAUGGCCACAUGGACGGCCUAACGACUAACGGCGUGCUGGUGAUGCAUCCCAAAGGCGGGUUCACAGAGGAGUCCAAGCCCGGCGUGUGGAGGGAGAUCUCCGUGUGUGGAGAUGUCUACACGCUGAGAGAGACCCGCUCGGCGCAGACCCCCGGAAAACUGGUGGAGAACGAGAGUAACAUCCUACUGGACGGCUCUCUGGUGGAUUUGUGUGGCGCCACCCUGCUGUGGCGCACCGCUGAGGGUCUCUUUCACGCUCCCACCCAGAAGCACCUGGAGGCUCUGAGGCAGGAGAUCAAUGCAGCGCGUCCCCAGUGCCCCGUAGGUCUCAACACCCUGGCAUUCCCCAGCAUGAACCGCACUCGAGCCCUCACGUCUCUGGAGGACAAGCAGCCUUGGGUCUAUUUGGCAUGUGGCCAUGUGCACGGAUACCACAACUGGGGCCACCGCUCCGAGCAGGGGCCCCACACCCAGCGAGAGUGUCCCAUGUGCCGGGUGGUGGGACCCUAUGUCCUGCUGUGUCUGGGCAGCGAGCCAGCUUUCUACGUGGACACCGGAGCGCCCACGCACGCCUUCGUGCCGUGUGGACACGUGUGCUCCGAGAAGUCUGUCAGGUACUGGUCUGAAAUCCCUCUUCCACAUGGCACCCACGCCUUCCACGCCGCCUGCCCGUUCUGCGCCACACAGCUCACCCUCACACAGGGCUGGUCGAAGCUCAUCUUCCAAGGCCCGGUGGACUGAAGCGGGUUCUGCUCAGACUUCCUUGUGCUUUCUUCUGUUUGUGUUAGCCAGCCUUGGAAUGAAAUAAAUCUGUUCACUUACUGUGAAACUGCACAACUAUUA